AUGGCCAACUUGGAUGUGGCUGAAAGCAACUUGCAAUGCCACUUUGGCAUCGCGGGCCCAGUCGCGGCGACUGUGAUUAACGCAACGACGACAACUUGCCGUGUCCCGACGCUGUGGCUUCCAUCCGACCUCCACGUCACCGUAUCUCUGGGGUUUGCCAGCGUUGAGCCACUUGCCUCUCUCCCAUUCACCUUUUUCGCUUCUCGCGCGAUCAAGUCGAUAACACCCGGAAAUGGAUUUGGUGGCGACACUGUUCUGGUAGCACUUGACCGGCCCCUUCCAAUGGAGUUUCAGAGUGUGCGAUGCGUCUUCGGCGACCUCUCGUCCCCUGGACAAGUCGCGCAAGAGAAUACCUCCACCGUGUCGUGCGUGGUCCCGAUGACAGACUCUCCGGCAUCUGUCCACGUCGCGUUGCUGGUUGACAACCAACUUGCAUCUACCACGCUGAGGUACUUCACGUACAAAGACCCGCCGACGCUGCUUGGUCUUGAGCCAGUUCGUGGUGACGUCAAUACCACCGUGGUGAUCCGCACAAACGGACCGGUUUUACCAAAUCUGUUGUGUCAAUUUGGUUCUAGCAUCACUCAAGCAACAACGCAUCUCGACGCGUUCGAGGUUGAAUGUGCGGUGCCUCCAUCGACACAGUCAGGAAUUGUGCAAGUGCAGCUGUUGUACGAGCGCAGACCCUAUGCAACAAACUCGUUGACGUUUGAGUACGUACAAACUGGAAUGGUCACGCAUGCUUUCCCGGUCGUCGGGUUGGUCCAAGCCAGCACCACGAUUCAGUUUGAAGGCACAGGAUUCUCGACCGCGCUAUCAUGUCAAUUCCACAGCGAUGUCUCCAACCUGACUCUCGCGGUAAGGGCUCUUGUGCUGUCCGAAUCCAUUGCUCAGUGCGACGCACCGCCACUGCCGCCAGGCUGGAACAGCCCUGCCGUUGAAGUGUCUGUCCUGGAGUGGCAAACUGUUUUGUGGACCAUGCCAUUCCGCUACGUUGACGAAACCUCUUUGCACAUGGAACGCCACGAUCGCGUCCAAGUGCUCGGAUAUGGCUCUCCAUUUGUUGCACAAGCCAAAUGGGACUCGCUUCAUACAGACGGCAACAACCCUGUCGUGGCAUGCAGCUUUGACUUUGCAACUCAACGUGCGGUCUUUGUGGCGCCUGCGAUCAACAACGAUACGUUAUCGUGCACAGUUCCCACAGGGACUAUUGGCGUUGGUGUCGUGCGACUUCUCUGGCACGAAUACACGUUGUUGUCGUCUGACAUCGAAGUGGUUCCGCCCAGUAGAGUCGCUUCGUUCACACCCAUGGUAGGGACUUUCCAGGGGGGCACUUGCAUCCAGAUUCGUGGUGACAGCUUUCAUACGGCGCUGCUACUCCAGUGCCGAUUUGGCGGUACGACCACCGUCGAAGGGCAGUACGUAAAUGCAACCCUGGUGGAGUGUACGACUCCGCCGAGAUCACAACCAAGCACGUCCUCGACGUUGGAGGUUCUCGUGGGAAACCAAAUCCUCUCGCUGCCGCAUAACUUCACCUACCUUGACCCGCCGCAACUUGUCGGUAUCACUGAGGUUACGUCUUCUAGUGUUUCCGUGCAAGUGGAGUCGAAAUGGCAAGAUCGCGAGCCUCCCUCGGUCUAUUGCAGGAUGGAAAACGCCACGACGUUUGGCGAAUGGACAAACCAAUCGACCGUCGUUCGGUGCCGUCAUGACGGUGGCCAAGUCAUUACACUCAGUUGGAACUUGCAAGAGUGGAGCUCAGGCCUUCCAGUCCAGCCAACGUCGAGCCUGCGAUCGGUAUCGCCGGCGGUUUUGUUUUCAGCCCAAGCGGCACAGUUCAUUCGCAUCCACGGCCAUGGCUUGCGCGCUGCAUCCCACUGCUCGUUUGGAACCAAACGGCAAAUUGUCUUGAAUGCCACCGACGACUUGGUUUUUUGCGUCGUGGAUGGUGUCGAGAGUGGCGAAAUCGUCCCUAUCAGUGUCAGUGUGAACCGCGGUCAGACCUUUCUUGCGUCGUCUUUGACGGUCACCGUGCAACCAAGUCCCAUCGUGACUGCUGUGGUGCCUGCCUUUGGAUCGACGACAGGUGGUGCUUUGGUGGAAUUGCAUGGAUCGAAUUUCUAUCCAGGAGAAGUCGCGUGGUGCCAGUUUGGGAGUAUUGCAUCGCCUGGCUUCAUUCGAAACAGCACGGUUGCCACAUGCACAACACCCGUGCUUCCCGGAAAUGAGACCCAAGUUCCCCUGACGCUGUGGACAAGUGCCAACGACCUAUUCACCAACAUAUCGACGAACGCAAUCGUGUACGGCCUUGUUGAAAGCCCAAACCUCGACAGUGUGAUGCCCCGUCUCUUGUGGACUCUACGACCACAACAGCAAUUCCUGCGUGGCUCCAAUUUCAAAGAUACGAAGUGGUUGUCGUGCCAAUAUUCCAACGACUCGGGCGUAGUCGCCACGAUCCCAGCCCUAUGGCGGAGCCCAAACGAAGUUGCGUGCUUGCCUCCCACGUUGUCGACUCCAGGUUACCUGGACGUUCAAGUUGCCAACAAUGCUGUUCAUUUUGAGUCAAACAUGUUGAGAAUUCCAGUCGCGAGGUUGCCAUCGUUUCGUGCAAUUUCACCGUGUGCAGGACCGCCGAACACCAAGAUUACCAUCGAGUGGACGCUGGGCGAUGUCGUCAACUUGACCCAUGUGUCGUGUAUCCUGCAGCAACUCAAUGGAACGCCCGUCGCGCUUGUCACCGUCGAGGCGAUUGAAUUCAACCUUACGGUAGUCACAUGCACGCUACCCAAACGUCCUGCCACGUCAACGUGGUCGAUUUCGCUGGCGAUAAACAAUCAACUGACCGUUCCCACUGGAGCGGCGUUUACAUACACCCCAAUGCCGAUUCUCCAUCGAGUGCUUCCGUCCAGUGGCGUUCGAAGCGGCGGCACUCGAUUGUAUUUGUAUGGUCGCGAUUUUGCUUCGUCUGCGCCAUGCGUGUUUCGCACGAAAACAUGGGAAGUGGCCGUGCCGUCGAAUUUCGCCAACAGCACGUUCGCCGAAUGCAUUACCCCGCCCAUGGCGAGCGAUGGUCUGGUUGACCUCACAUUCGGCGACAGCUCGCCGUUGAGUUUCCAAGUCGAGAGCGACCCCCAAGUGACAGCGUUUAGUCCAGCGCUUGGCCAGCGACGAGGUGGGACGAACAUUGUGUUCCAAGGAGCAAGGUUUCCCGAUGCCGCCACAUGGAGCUGUCACUUUGGCAAUGCCACAGUGCCAGCUACGUGGUUAUCAUCGUUCAACGUAUCAUGUCGCUCUCCUCCUCAGCAAGGCAAUACCACGACAGUCCCAGUCUCAUUGACCGGAAUUCAAAACUGGUCGGCAUGGUUCGUGUAUCAAGACCCACCGAUGAUUGCCUUCGCUGAUCGACACGAUGACGAUGGCGACGUUUUGGUCCACGCAUCCACUCCCAUCCCGAAGGACUUGAACCUAACUUGCCACGCAGACAGCCGUGUUGUACGCGGGAGGCGUGGCUCGGACGGCACGACAGUGAUUUGUCCUCUGUCCGUUCACGUUGUUCAAAUCGGACUCUCGUUCAACGGACUGGACGUGUCCAAUCGUGUGCUCGUACGCGACAUUCCGCUGGAAUUGGUGGACAUCACGCCGCGGAUGGGCACCGUCGGGGGAGGCGCGAUCUAUCUCGUCUCGUCGGCGUUCAAUGCGUCGCGUUCGUAUUCUUGUUCAGUCAAUCGGACGGUGAAUGUCACGCUUGACGUGAUCAACACGACACAUGGACAUUGCGUCCUACCCGCUCUUUCGCCAGGAGUCCCGACCACCGCCGUCAGCAUCAUGUUCUACGAGACCAGUCAAGACGCCUUCCAGCGCAGCAACAUGCUCAUGUACUGGUUGGUGGAGCCUCCACAAGUGACGUCGGUCCACCCGGUGGUGGGGUUUGCAUCCACUAUUACCGUCGUCAAGUUGUACGGCGUUCACUUUAUUGAUUCAACAGAGUACCGAUGUCGCAUCGGCAACAUGACCUCGUCCGUGACAUGGAUCAGUCCAACUCAACUCAACUGCGACCUCACGGACCGUCUCGACCCUGGGGUGUACGAUGUGGGCCUUCGGUACGGCUUUGACGGAUCCUCCUUUCUUGUGCCACAGCUACUCCAGGUGUCGAUAUUACCAGACCCCAUCGUUGUAUCCAUCACACCAACGCACGGGAGUGACUUUACCAACGUCACGGUCAUGGGGUCGGCCUUUCCCCCUCAAGCCAUGUGCGCAUUUGGCCAUCAACUCGUUCGACCAUCGUUUGGGAAUGCAACGGCGAUGAUUUGUACCGUCCCGCAACUGGUAACGAUCCCGUCCGUCGUCGUGAUAGCAGUCGCCAUGGAGAGCCAUACCAGUCGGGCAUCGGCCUUGUUUUCUGCGGAACCCCCGUCCACGAUACAGGCCGUGACGCCAUCCACGAUCCUGACGACAUGGACGGCACUGCUGCAACUCACGGGGUCUUUUACAAACUCGACACGGGAAAUCGAAUGCCAGUUUGAGAUCACUGCAGGGACGACCCCAAUCAUCACCGCGGGUACCAUUGUAAACGCGACGACUGCGUUCUGCCCUUCGCCAAGAGUCCCGCCAUCGAUGGACGUUGGCUUGUCGAUUACAUCCAACGGCCAAGCACUCAGCAACCGCGUGGCGCUGUCGAUCGUGUCGCCCGCGACUUUGGCGUCGUUGCAGCCAACCAAUUUGGUGGUCGGAUCAAACUCGUCUGAGGUAACGGUGCUCGGGUACAACCUUCCAACGGAAUGUCAAUGCGACUUUCGAUUGUCUGGUCAAGCGAUCGCGCAGACUCGCCCACGGUGGAUCUCUCCAUUCAAACUGAUCUGUCCCGUGCCCGCUGCGCUCUCUCCCAACACGUACACGGUGACGCUUAUCUUGGACAAGCACCAGAUCGCUCGGAAUGUACUCAAGAUGGAAUGGAUGGCCCAACCUGUCGUCUCUCUGGUGCACCCAACGGAGACCACAACUUUACGAGACACGUUGGUGCACGUCAUGGGGGCUGGCUUUUCGCCCAAGGCGCGGCAUGCUUGUUCCUUUGGACGCGACAGUGUACCUGCAGUGUUUUACAAUUCGACUCUUCUUGUGUGCUUGGCGCCGGCGAGCGCACAGCCAAAGGUUGUCCAUAUCACGGUCACGGUGAACGACGAUGUCGUUGUCGCGAGGCAACCGUUUACGUACUCUGGGCUGCCCCAAGUAAUCGACGUUUUCCCGACGAUAGUACAUGUCACAACGACUUGCGCCAGGGUCGCGGUCCGUGGUGUCGACCUGCUCCCAGUUGAGCAUUGCCAUUGGGUCAACGACGCGUCGCAAGCGAUCGUUACAGCUGCGCAAUAUGUCAAUCGAUCGCUUGCGCUGUGCCAUUUGGACAAGAUGCUGGCAUUUGGAACGUACGAUCUAUUCGUGGCUUGGAAUGACCAGGUUCUCUCCCGCGUUGGCACGGUCCAAAUCGUUCCCGAACUGCACUUGGAGUCGAUGUUUCCUUCUUCUGGAGUUACGUGGCAGACGCAAGUUGUCCUCUUCGGUUCACCCUUUUCGCCAAGAGAGACCUUGUGGUGCAACUACGACAAAAUCCACGUCCAAGCCGAAUUUGUCAACGCAACGGCCGUGCGUUGCCACUUGGAGAUGACACCAGCUCACAUCCAGUCUCGUCAUGUCGUUGGCAUUUCUCUCACAAACAACCACAUCGAUUACUCCAAUUCGCUGGCGUUUCAAUUUGCGCCCGAGUUUUACGUGCGAACGGCCAUUCCCGGCAGCGCGACGCUGUAUGGCGAUGUUGAGGUGUAUCUCGUGGGGUACUUUCCCGUUCAAACGGGGGUGUUUAUCUGUCGGUUUGGGACACAACCGAUGCCGGCAAUGGUUGUCAACUCGUCGCAUGUGGUAUGCUUGUCCCCGCCAUCGCUGCACGUCGACGCCGUCUCGCUGGCAUUACUUUGGAAUGAUAUCGUCGUGGACAACGUGCUGACGUUCGAGUUCGUGGAACCCCUUCGAGUUCAAGGGGUUCGACCAGCGAUCGUGCCGAUGAACGCAUCCACUUUGGUCCACAUCCACGUUGAUUUGAAUCGACUACGAGCGGAUGACGCAUUUGUUUGCGACGUCUAUGGCCUGGCGCAAGUGGUAAAUACCACCACCAUCCUCUGUCCGUUUCUGCCGUCGAGUCUUGGACUCCACACUAUCCAAAUAUGGGACAACCAGCGCUCCCCCGUCGGACAAAUUCAAGUGUCUGUGCACAACCCGCUGCAAGUGAUCGAUGUCCAGCCCCGUCAAGUGUUUGAGUCCGGGGGUGCAGUCUUGACGAUUCGUUUGGCCGCCCACAUGGCUGGCGAGGUCGAGUCGUUGCAGUGUCGGUUUGGUGCGACCCGAACGGUUCCAGCAGCGUACGUGACACCGAGGCAGUUUACGUGCGUCGCUCCCCCGUCCAAGCCUGGUUUACUCGACGUUUCAUUCAGCUACAACGAAUUUGCCACCCCUGCGACUUCAUCGUGGGACUUGCUGUAUAUUCCCAGGGUGACGCUUCACCACUUGACCCCACGUACGGGAGCGACGGUGAUGUUCACCGAAGUGAUGAUUCGGGGAACGAAUUUCCGCCAUGACGGGCAUUGGCAGUGCCUGUUUGGGACGUCCGCUGUGCCCGCGCUGGUAUUGAACGGCUCAGCGCUUGUGUGCACUGCCCCAAUAUCGGCCUUGGACGAGUUGGUAAAUGUGUACGUGAGCUGCAAUGGCCAGGAGAAAAGUGUCAACAGUAUGCCAUUUCAGUACGUCUCCCUACCGAUCAAGGCGACGAUGGCAAUCGAACGCCUCGAUCCAACGAAUGCUUCUGUGGUGGUGUAUGGCGUCGGGCAGUACUCUCGUCUUGGCACGUACACGUGUGCCGUCCACACCCCCAAGUUUAACUUGACCACCAUGGUGCCUGGAACACUGGUCCGAAAUUCGUCAGGGUUGGCGUGCGUUGUCCCGUCCAACUCGAUCACGCCCAACAUGGUUGUCGACGUGUGGUUUGAGGCGUCUAAAGUGCUGGAGUCCAUCACAUGGUCUGAUACUUCGGGACCAACCAUUCUCAGCAGCACAUAUUCCAUCCAAGAACCGCACAUCCGACUCUUUGGCGCGGGUUUGAACGCCAACUUGACUUGCGACUUUGGUCAUUUGUCCUUUCCAGUCGAGUAUGUGUCGCCACACAUGGUUCAAUGCCCUUUACCGACAGCUCAAACCCCCACAACCAUCUUGCACGUUCGAGUUGCAUCAUCCAAUGCCGUCCUGCGCACGUACACGGUGACGCGAGGGAUGCUUCCCGUCGUUCACACCGUCGUACCCAAUUUCACGGGAUCCUUCCUCCUCACCAACGCAGACACAACACUCCAAGUGACCGGGAACCGCUUUCGCCCUUUGACCGCAUCCUUCUGUGUUGUGAAUGCGACGUUUCGAUAUCCCGUCCGCUUCGUAUCAAGCGUCGUCGUGACGUGCACAAUUCCGUCGUCGGCGCUGUCGCCGGGCAACGCCUCGAUCGCCAUCGAGUACGACGACAGGGCGUUGUAUUCGGCCGUGUUGCAUGUUACCACUGGACCUGCACUAAACUCGAUCACGCCACUCGUGGCUGCAUAUGGGUCGCGCAUCGACGUUCGCGGCGCUUGGUUUCUCCCGAGUUUGUGGAUCCGAUACGACCAACGGCUUGUGUACCCGUGCAACGUGACAAGUGCGUCUGUGGCCACUUGCCCAGCCCCAACACUCGGGACCGAGUCGGCCAUAUUCUCUGUCGAAUUGUCAACGAACGAAGGUCGUCAGUUCGUGUUGUACCCAAGGAUCGAACUGUCUGUCGUACGAGCCGUGGCAACUAUUGCUCGUGUCUCGCCCUUGGUUGGUUUUGAGAGCAACCCCACGCGACUGACUGUUCAAGGAGAGCACUUUGACGCCCUCUUGACGACGAAUUCCACACUUCAGUGUGUGUUUGGAGACAUGGUGUCGGAGGCACACGUGGUGUCCCCGACAGAAAUCCAUUGUCUCGCCCCAUGCCAAGCUCUAGGAAAUGUCACGUUUUCGUUGGCUCCGGCAACAAUGUUUCGCCGGACCGUGCCAUUCACCUUUCGAUGCUUGGCCACACCAGUUUUGGCAAGUGUGCGGCCAGCAAUCGGUGGCGGUGGAACUCUAGUGGCCAUUACGGCGUCGUACAUUCCCUACUCGACAACGCUUGAGUGCAAGUUUGACCUGGUCAACGUAGCAGCCAUGUACAUCAACUCGACCACGAUCGUGUGCAGAGCGCCGCAUCACGCCGCAGGUCGAGCUCGGCUGGGUGUUUUCCUCGACCCUGACAACGAUCUCCAACCUGCAUGGAAUGCCACGUUUGACUUUCGAGCCACCCCCAUCGUCACGGCCACUUCGCCGGAAUACCUCGUUGACAACAUGGAUGCUUCGAUGGCAAUCUACGGGUUGAAUUUCGAUACCACGACGACCUGUGUCUUUGCAGCUGCAAACCGUACACUCUAUCGCGUGAACGCUACGGUUGAAUCCUCCACAAAAGUGCGGUGUGCAGUGGUGGGCCAGAAAUGGCCGUCCCGGAUAACUUUACAUGUCGUAGCGCUGGAGUCCAUCCCGUCCAACACGGUCGACAUCAAGGUUUUGCCCGGCAUGCGAACGGAUCAAUGGUCGAUGGAGCCCACGAGCGGUGCAAUUCAAGGUGGCUACAAUCUUCGCGUUAUGGGGGCCAACUUCCCAAGGAUCAACAUUGCAUGUGUCCUUGGCACCGUGCAAGCUCCUGGGCGGUGGGUAUCGUCACACGAAGUGACUUGCAAAGUUCCCCCGGCAACGGCGGUCUCAGUAGCACAACUAUCCCUUCAGUUUGGCGACUUCACGGUGACCACGCCAUUGCAAUUCGUGUAUACAGCCGCGGCAGUUGUCCAGAGUGUGGCCCCGUCGACUGGCAUUGCAAACUUUCCAACGCUCGUCAACGUGACGGGACUGAACUUUGAAUAUUCCCACAACGUGCAAUGCCGCUUCGACCGUGACGUCUCCGCCGCCAUCCAUUUGUCGCACACAUUGUUGCUUUGCCAGACGCCUCGUCGCUCGAGCGGAACAGCACAGUUUCAAGUGGUGUCUCGUCGUAACGUGUUGUGGACAAGUGCAUUCGACUUUGUCCCCGUGCCGAGCGUGCAUCGCUCACCGUCCCCGCUGUUUGGAUGGGCUGGCUUGAAACUAUACCUGGCUGGGUACAACAUGAUGGCCGUGACGCAUUGUCGGUUUGGCCCUACCGACAACUUGUCGUUAGCCUUGGAGAAAACAUCGACGUCGGUGGCGUGCACGGUCCCAAGGAAUGUGGACGCGGCCUCCAACACCACCGUGUCGAUCAUGAUCGCAGGGUAUGCACCGAUACCCAUAACACCUGUCCCAUUCACGUACGUUCGACCCAUGGCGAUCACGUCCGUCCAAGUGCGGUCGACGUCUGUCGUCGAUGUGUGGGGUCACUUUCACGACGCGGCGGCGAAAAUCGAUUGUUGCUUUGGAUCGAGGCAAAAUACGUCUGGGGUUGUCGUUUCUGCCACGCGAUUGCAGUGUGCAUUUCCUGAUGGGGACCACCACGACGACCCGAUGCCGUUUUCAGUCGUGUGGAGCACAUUCCAUGUCCUGCCGGCGCCGGACAAGUUGACCAUUACCUUUCCAAAGCCGUUCACAACCUCCAAAUUGUUUCCAGAUCGCGGUGGUGUCCAAGGAGGCACACUCGUGCGCGUGUACGGCACGUUCCCCCACACUUCGUUGAGCUUGACAUGCAUCUUUGGAUUGCGGCAUAGCCCAGCGAGCUAUGAAUCGGCGACACGAACAAUUCUAUGCAACGCACCUCCACACACGUCGAGCGAAUCCGUGCGGUUGUCGGUUGUCGCAGACGAUUCUCCCAUCCCAUCGACACUAACGUACCAUUAUGUGAAUGUCCCUCAAGUGGCGCGAUUAACCCUCCAUUGGACCGCAAUGGGCCUGCAACUUCGUACGACCGUCCGACCCCCCCUACCCAACAACUCGACCGUGUGGUUGCGUACCAAAGGCGGCACGGCGUACUUGGCAAGCGUGGUGAAUUCAACCGUCGUGGACUGCACACUUGCAAACGUGUCCAACAGUGACAGGUUGGAGUUUGAGAUUUCAAUCAAUCGCGUGGAUUUUGUCACCGUUCCAACUCAUCUGUACGUUCAACCCGACCCCAUGCAAGUGUUCCAGCUCCAUCCGGCCUUUGCUGUCGUGAACACGUCCCAGCAAGUGGCUGUCGUGGGUCGUGGGUUUGCCACAUGCAGCCAAAGCGACGGCACGUAUUGUUCAUGUGCCUUUGGCAACGCCACUUCGAGAAGCCUGUACAUUUCACCCACGAUUGUGCUCUGUGACGCUCCGGCGCUGAAUGUUGGCACCCGUGUUCCGUUUCGAUUGAUCGCGAACGGAUCGGCAGUCCCGAUGUCUCCCAGCAUGGCAGACCUCAAUUAUUCUGUCUUGUUCAGCCAAGUCGUGUCCAUCUCUCCCUUGUCUGGCUUGACUCGUGGUGGCAUGGUCAUUGAUGUUCGAGGCCACGACCUCGAUCCUCGUUUGGGCUGCUGGUUUGGUGGCAAAGUGUUCAUCCCAGCCACCGUCCGCAACGCAUCGUGGUUGCAAUGCACAGUUCCUGCGCAUCGCAAUGCGUCGACUGUGUCUCUAACCAUUGUGGUGACUCAGGACCGCCGACCACUGGUUCCUGACGUAAAUUUUACCUACGUCGAUUCCCCUGUCGUUACCCACGUAUUCCCUCAAGUUUUGUGUGGCCUUGGAGCACGCUCCGUGUAUUUGACAGUGCAAAAAGCAGCAGCGGUGCUGUCCAACUGGAGUUGCCUCUUCGAGACCCCCAGUGCCAACUGGACCGCGCCCGGCGUGCCGUUUGUGGAGAAUUCUACCAUUGCGUGUGCGGUUCCAAACGUGAGCGCGUCGUAUGUCCUUGUGCACCUGGUGCUACAUGGCAAAGAGGUAGUUUGGACGGGAUGGCAUAUUCAACUGCUUUCACCGAAUACGCUCGUAUCCGUCGCUCCGACCACUCUCUCACGGCAUGCAAGCGUUCCCAUUGUCGUCGAAGCGUUGUUUGACCUCCCAUCAAGUGGUCUCGAGUGUCACUUUGCGGCGGCGAACGCACCAGCGUACUCCACCCCAGCGAUGGUGAUGUCAACAUCCAAACUUGCAUGUGAAACGCGCCAGAGUGCCCUCGCUGGAAAGGUGACUCUAUCGCUACGACUGAGUGGCUACGAGUACACCUCGAACGCUCUAACGCUGGCAACGUACGAACGGCCCCAAGGUGUUGACGUCGUUCCAGCGUCGAGUCGUGUCGACGGAAAUGUCACGGUUCGCAUUCUCGGUAAGAAUUUUCUGCAAACCAGUGACACGGCUUGUCGUUUCGGCACGUCGGCCGCUGUUCUGGUAAGGUACAUUUCUGCAAAUGAGGUUCGCUGCGUCGUUCCGCCGUCCGUCGCGCCGAGGAGCGUCGACUUGUUCAUUACGUUCAACGGAAUGCACUACGAGCCCCUGUCGAUUCAAUUCGAGUACAUGUCGGCAUGGCAUAUUCGCACCAUAACGCCAGCAAAUGGUCCCAUCGGUGGUGGUACCCCCGUGCACAUUGUUCUCGACUCGACCUCGAUCCGCGAGUCCGUGAGCUGCAGCUUUGGUGAUGCUCGGGUACCAGCAAGAUCGAUCGCAGACAACACAAUUGAAUGCAUUACCCCACCGUUCGAGCGUGUUGCGUCGGUUAUUCUGGGGAUACGAACGACGCGGUCGGACGACGUGCUCACUCGCAGCGUCCAGCCAUUUGAAUUUGUCUUGCCGAUUCAGAUUCAAAACGCAGCUCCCUCUGUCGGCGUCGAAAACACCAAGGCGAUUGUGCACGUGUUUGGUUUCAACUUUUUGCCUUCGAUCCAAUGUCGAGUGAAUAGAACUACGCUGCUGGGUGGUGCCGUGUACAUUUCAUCAUUUCACGCUCGAUGCAUCAUUCCAGCGACGAUGGCAACAGGCAUGGUUGGUGUCGACGUGACCAACAACGGCGUCGAGUUUGUCUCGGUGUCGAACGUGCGCUUUCAUCCGCCCUUGGUCGCUGUCGAGUUGUCCCCGAGCAACGGCCCCGUCACGGGUGGGACGCCCCUACGGCUGCACGGAUCGAACCUGCAUUUAGCGUUGCUGUGUCGAUUUGGCCAGAUCCUUGUGCCUGUCCAACGGAUUCGUGCCAACGAAAUCCAGUGCACCACGCCACCGCUUCCUGCGGGGGUGGUCGAGGUUGCGCUAUCCUCCAACAAACGCGAUUUCACGCCUGCGGCAAAGCACUUUGUCGUUCGUACAGUCCCUCAAGUGCUCUUUGUUUCACCACGUCAAGGCCAAGUCGAUUCGCUGGUUCGAGUGACUGGAACAUCGUUCGAGACUCCUGCGUGGUGUCGGUUCAGCUCAGCGCUGGUCGAAGCGCAAGUGUUGUCAUCGACAGUGCUGCUUUGCAUGGUCCCGCCACUGGCCCUUCCCGUCGUCAAAGGCGAAAUGCAAACCAAAGCCACCGUGGAGGUGUCGCUUAACGAAGGCGUCGAUGUGUCGUCGAACCAAGUCGUGUUUGAGUACGUGGUGCCAUUUCAACUGCGCCGCGUCGCACCGUUGGUCGGCUCUGAAAACGGAGGAACCGCUGUGCAUUUGUAUGGCCUGGGAUUCCAGCAGGCCAAGCGCUACGUGUGCAAGUUUGAUACAAGCGCUGUGCUUGCAGUUUUCGUGGCGUCGAGCGAAUUGGUGUGCAAAUCGCCGGUGCACGUCCCAGGCACUGUUGCCCUGACUCUCGUGGACGAACAAGGGAAUUUAUUUCCCACACCGUUUGUGUUUCGAUACAUGACGGCGACAAUUGUACAUACUGCGACGCCAUCGAUUGCUAGCUCUGCUGGCGGUGACACCAUUUGGCUGCACGGGUUGCAUUUCUACUUCUCCCACGCCAUGGCGUGCCAUUUUGACACGACCGUUGUCCCUGCUGUUCAUUACAACGAGACUGUUGUGUCUUGCGUGGCCCCAUCUCACGCUGCAGCGACGGUGAAGCUCAUGUGGAGUCCCAACGGCGUCGAUGUGGAUUCGGCCACCGCUGUGCUUUUCACGUUUGAAAACGCGCCUGUGAUCACUGCCGUGUCAAAGGCGUCUGGUGUCGGGGCGUUGGGGGACGUGAUUCAAGUCACGGGGAGAAAUUUCUCGCCCGACAUGGUGUGCUGGAUCGACGGACUCGAAACAAAUGCGACCGUUGUGUCUAGUUCGGUCAUGAAUUGCACGAUCCCGCCAUUGGAGUCUCGGUCAACGAUGGGAACGAUCCAAAUCGUUCGUGACACAUCGAUGCGUUCCAAUGUGGCCAGGAUCGCGUACAUGCUUCCGGCAAGAGUUCGCAAUGUCGUGCCUCCGUUUGGCGGGACCCGCGGGACGACUUCUCUGCGCGUCCUUGGUCAGAACUUCAAUCGGUCGCUCCAUCUAUCGUGUGCCUUUUCCGACAACACGACCGUGCUAUAUCAAACGCAUGCAACAUUCGUGUCGCCGUACGAGCUCCAGUGUAUGUCGCCGUCGACGUCGACCCCACAAGCACUGCAAGUGGCGAUUUUCCAACAUGACGCGGCCAUCACAGAAUUUACAGGGUCCUUUCGGACGGUGCCGAUUGCGCAAAUCUAUCAAGUCACGCCAUCGGAGGCGCUGCAUCAAGGAGGAAAGGUGAUUGUGGUCCGGGGGGCACAUUUCAUGCACUCGAGUGCUCUGCGUUGUGCAUUUGGAGGGGUGUUCGUUCCGGCUGCCUUUAUCAACUCGACGUUCUUGACGUGCAUUGCACCCGAACACGUCCCGGGGUCCGUAUCGUUCGGAGUGAGCAACAACAACGUCGACACGGACGUGGCUGCGGGCGUUCAAUUUACCUUUCUCCGCCCCGUGUUUGUGCACAGCAUUUCCCCGACCAGUGGAUCCGUGACGGGAGGAACCUCCAUUUAUGUCACCGGCAGCGGUUUUGGUCCGACCCUGACGUGCUGGUUCGAUGCCACGGCCAUAUCCGCUGAAGUGACCGGCAACUCCACCGCCGUGUGCAUCUCACCGCCGGCAAAAAAGCAGUACAAGUCGACGAGCGUGUCAUUGGGUGUGUCGAUCGACGAUCUGUUGCCGCACGUGCAUAUCACUUUUACCUACACCGUGAACAAUCGUGUCGAACGGUUGGUGCCAUCCAAAGCGUUCACGGUGGGCGGGACCACACUGCUCAUCCACAUGGCUCAAGCAACUCCAAAUGUGACGUGUUCGUUUGGCACCGCCCCUGUGAUUCCUGCGACCGUCGUCACCCCCACUCAAUUCUCGUGCGUGUCUCCUCGUGCUCUGUCCGGGUUUGUGAACUUGACCAUACGAAGUGGCACGGACUCGAUCGAUGUCGUUCCUUUCGAGUUCGUCCCGUCCCCGACUGUUGUCGAUGUCGCAAGCCCAGGAACAAGCUCGCUGACGGGAGGCCGCGACAUUGAGAUCCUCGGGUUUCACCUGGAGUUCGUCGCCGAGUGUGUGAUUGGAUCGGCGUCCGUUCCGGCGUUUGUUAUGGAAAACAGUGUGCAUUGCAUGAGUCCGCCGCAACAAGGUCCGGGUAGCUACGUCAUCGUGCUGUCGUCGCCGUUUGGGCGCGUCGACACCAAGCGCAGUGUGUUGUACGUAGCGGACAUUCCAACCAGUGCUGUGGCUGGCGAAAACGACAUGAACCGUCCAGAAUUGUUGCAAGUGUUUCCGACCGUUGUCGAAACGAGUGGCGGAGUGGUCCUGCGCGUGUUGGGCACGGGGUUCCAGAACACGCGUCGACUGGUGUGCCAGUUUGGGUACGAGCGCAUUGCUGCGUCCUUUGUGUCCCCGACGCUUAUCACGUGCGUCGCACCUCGUCACGUUCCUGGUACGGUUGUCGUCGAAGUCGCUUCGGAUGGAGUGACGUUUUCACUGUCUGGCACGCAAGUUCAAGUGGUGCACGACGUGGUGGUGACUUCGUUAAGCCCAAGCCACGGGUCGCGGGGGGGCGGCACCCUCGUGACAGUGUACGGGAAUCACUUUCGUCCCGACUCUGCCCACUUGGUCUGUCGUUUUGGCCCCGUGCGGGUUGUCGCGGCAUUUCUCUCGCCCACUUCGAUUCAAUGUAAGACUCCCCCCCAAGAAGAUACCGCAGCCAAUGCUGUACUCGUGCACGCGUCCAACAACAACGCGAGUUUUUCCAGCCACGGCGCUUUCUUCCUGUACGCGUCCACGCCGCGGAUAACCUCCAUGUGGCCAGGAACAGUCACCCAACUGGGAGGUACCGCCAUCACCGUUCGAGGUUUCCACUUUACUCCGCGCGACGUAUUCUGUGUAUGGAACCUGACGCAGCAAACGAUGGCGGUGGUCGUGACUUCGACGUUGCUCCGGUGCAUUGCCCCUCGCAAUGUGCCCGUCGGUGUUUUGGCGCUGCAACUCACAACAAACAGGUUGGACGUGUCGAUGGGCGUCAACAUUACGGUCAAGGCGAAUGUUAUCCUCACCAAGUUGGUGCCUUCCAUGGGCCCAGCACUGCGAGGGAAAACGCUCGUGCACAUCAUCGGGUCGGGUUUUGAAAAUCACGUCGAGCUCGCGUGUCGCUUUGGCACUGCCAGCGUCGCCGCGAUGUUUGUGAACUCGACCUUGAUCCAGUGCGAGUCGCCGCCACACACCGUUGGAACCGUGCCCCUCCAAGUCACGUGGAACGGUCUCGACGAAGCCGUGGCCAGUUUGGCAUUCCGAUUUGUGGCCGACAUGGAAGUGCGCGUGAUCCAGCCGCUUCAGAGCUUGGUCACAGGGCAGCGACCGGUGUUUGUGAAAGGACUAAACUUUAUGAACACCAGUGCGCUGGGAUGUCGAUUUGGCGACGUCAUGUCGCCGGCAACGUUUGUGUCGUCGACGCUUUUGGUGUGCAUCGUACCGUCGCGAGUCGGCGACGUAGUCGAUCCGGUCGGACUCGUUUCGUUUGAAGUGACGAGCAACGGAGUCGACUACACGGCAAGCGGCGUGCAAUUUGAAUACGUUCGCGAGUGUCCAGCAUCGCGCUACUGCCACGGCCACGACAUUGCGCUUGUGCCAAAUGGAACUGCUCCUUCGGCAGACAGCCGCAACUUUUCCUUGUGUCCCCCGACAACGUUUCAACCUCGUGCUGGUCAGCAGUCGUGUGUGCCGUGCCCCGUUGGUUUCUACUGCCCGGACUUUGGCAUGUCCAAGCCCGUGCUGUGUCUGGCGGGGUUUGUGUGCGACCGGCACGGCCUCCGAUCGCCUGAAACCAUGUGCCCCGAAGGACAUUACUGUUUACCAGGCACGAAAACCACCAAUGUCGUCGACUUUCACAAUCGAAUGGACUAUGGCGUGGAUUUCGAAACGGGCAUCGCAACGUUCAACGUGUCGUCGCGCCCGUGGAAUUUCAUCGCUCGCGUGCGACCAGCGACGGGAUCACGUCGCCUGGAACAUCCUCCAGACAUUCUAGACCCCAACUGCCUCACGCGGCAAUGCGUCAGCAACACGUCAGUCCUUCUCCCUGAAAAGCCAUUUGUGUGCCCGUUGGGCACGUAUUGCCGCAGUGGGGCUGCGACCCCCGUGACUCAACUCAAAAACUUUAGUUCGCCGCAGCCGUGCUUUGCCGGAUUCUUUUGUCCAAGAGGGUCUGCCACCCCUGAAGGGAAAGGCCCGUGUCCGACAGGCUAUUACUGUCCCUCGACCACCGACGCCAUUGCAUGUCCACCAGGCACGUAUUGCCCAGGUGUUGGGAACGUCAAAUCCACAGACUGCAAUCCUGGAUCGUACCAGCCGGCGUCGACACGGUCGACAUGCGAGCUCUGUCCUGUGGGUUACAUUUGUCCAGGUUACAAACGAACAGCUCCAGCAUUGUGUCCCGCAGGGUUUGUCUGUUCGUCGUGGGGAUUAAGCGUUCCUGUUGUCACAUGCCCGUCGGGGUUUUAUUGCAACGAAGGCACGUGGACGGUCGACCCGUCCGAACUCACGCAACUCCGGCCGAUACCAUGCUCACGCGGCACGUUCUGCUUGGGUGGCGUCAAGCAAAACUUGAUCAUGGACUGGUUACCCGCCGCACCCGACGGAGCAACAGCCAAGCAAACGUGCACAGAAGGCACGUUUUGUCCGUUGGGGACAGUUGCCAGCACGUUGUGUUACCCUGGCCAUUACUGUCCACCGGGGACGGAAUUCCCAUUGCAAGUGCCGCUCGGGACGUUUUCGCAGCAGGAAGGGUCGAUUGCUCCGACCCUUUGCUUCCCAGGGACAUUCUCCACGUUCAAGGCAAGCAUCGAAUGCCGCGUGUGUCCUGCGGGUUACUCUUGUGCAGGCUACGGGGUGUACAUACCCGAGAUCUGUCCUGCGGGGUACUAUCGAUCCGUGGCGGACUCUGUCACGUGUCGGCUGUGCCCAGAGGGCACGUGGUCUCCGGACACGGGUCUUGCCGACAUUUCGUACUGCCAACCUUGUCCGGCCGGUCGAAUUUGCGGGUUCCAAGGUCUCAACAACCUCACCCAAAGCAUUCCGUGUCCGUCGGGAUAUGUGUGUGGGGAAGCCACGACGCGCGAGCGGCAAUACUUUCACAUGUGUCCGGGUGGGUACAUUUGCGGGACCGAGACGACCCAUCCGAAACAAUUUGAUCGCAUGUGCGCCAGUGGCAACGUGUGCUAUCGCGGCACGAAAGACACGGAGAGCACUCGGUUCAAUUGUCCGCAAGGUAGCUUUUGUCCAGCAGGGACGUCCGACCCGGGUGUGAAGGAGACACAGUGUCCAUACGGCACGUCGUCCCUUCCCGUUUCCAACGAACUGGACGACUGCAGCAUCCUUCCCGUGGCCAUUUGCGACAAAACGCCCACCGACACAUCGUAUUAUCCUGUGUUUACGUACACGUUUCAAGGGACAACUUACCAGUACAAUUCCCAAACCAAUAUUGGUCGGACUCCGGAGAUCCAAGUUCUCAAGAAAAUUCUGCCCGUGAACUUGAGCGCGAGCGCUGCGCCGUGGGUGAACGACACCCUCGAUGUCAUUCGAUCGUGCCCAAGCAUCGUACUAAAUGACGGGGGAACCCUCCUAACGAUCGUGGGGAGAAAUUUCCUGCCGUCGAACCGGCUCACGUGCGAGUUUCAGUUGUCCGACGGCAAACUUGUCUUUAUGUCUGUCCCUGCCACGUACGUGAAUUCAACGCGCGUGACGUGCCGCGCCCCUCCGUUUACGUUCGACGGUGGAUCGCACGAAGCCGAAGUCGUCAUUUACGUGACCAACUUUGGGGUCCAUCGAAGCACCACGGGGGCGACGAUCCUAUACACGUCCGCUCCAAUCCAAUUGAUGAUGGAUUGCGGCUACAACGCCGACGAAGAAGGCCCGCGGCCGAAAGGACUCGGGUGGUUCGCCUUACGAGCGUUUUCGCAGGCGUUUGUGUCGUUCGACUUGCGCGCGAUUCCGGCAGACAUGGUGUACGAUGAGCAUUACAAAAUCGCACUCUACGUCACUCCAAGUGUAUGCCACGACGAGCAAUGUGAUGGUCGCGGCACGUUGAAGCCAGCGGGAGACGACACCGAGACGAGUCCGUGUCGACAGCCAAUCGUGCUGCCGUCGUGGAUCACAUCGCCAGACUUUGAACAACGGUCGGUCGUGAAUUUGACGGUCAUGGCACUCGAGGACAUGCUCAUCAAACCUGAAAUCCACCUCAUGUACGGCCUCUUCUUGGCCGCGGAGGAUUUCUUCACCAACACGACGCAAGUCGACAUUACGUCGCCGGUCCGGGCCAACGUCACGCAAGGCAUCGUCGCCGACAGUCGUCCUCUGUCAUCCAUCGUAUCGUUCGAAGAACGCCUGGUUCCCCGCGAAUACACGUUUGUUGCAAUAUAUCGCCACGAGUACAGCCUCGUGACCCCCGUGCCGCUCAACUUGCCGCCUCGGUUCGAUCAAUUCGAACGCGGCCGCGUCUUGAUCAAGGCCAACGUAUCGGUGGACAGUAACCAACCCAACCUUCGCGAUACCCCCGUGCCGCUUCCACUCAACUACUGGAAGCUUCCGUACGACACGUUUGAUACGACCGUCAAGAAGAUCGACAAGUACCGGGAAACGUUCCAUGGCUUGAAUGGUGCCCGCGACAAGUACUCGAUGGACCAGGUCGUCCUUCCCUACUUGCCCUUCUUCUCGCACUGCUUCACGUACGAUUCGUACAUUCCGAUCUACGACUUCCUUGAGAACCAAGUCGAGUGUAACUUGCCGGGGUUGGAAGAGUUUGACCGAAAUUGGUGGCGCCGCAAGUUUCCGCCAAUGCCAAACCAAGACGACAUUCGCAUUGUCGAGCCGACCGAUGUGCUGGAGGAGCCUGUCGCAGACUAUUGCUACCGCCAAGUCCAGUGCCACUACGAAGAAGACCUGACCACAGUCGACAUCAAUCCGCGGUGGUACGAAGCGAAGGACCUCACGCACUUGUUUGACAUUCUGAACGAACCGAUCACGUUUGCGCAGUACUUGCAAGGCGGAGACCUGUACAACACGCUGCUGGCAGCAGCCAACUCGGACAUUUUCGUUCCUGUCUUGGUCGAUCGAACUGCCGCGGAACGGUACGAAGGCGGGUGCUUGUUGCAAUGCUACCCCCGAAGUGUCACGCUCGAGCUCCACUACUAUCAAGUUUCGCCGCAGCUGAAGCGCCUCGUGUCCGCCAAACUCAUCUUGGACGAAUUCGACAACAACCCGGCUGUCACAGACUACACGUUGAAGCUCGAGUUUGCCCCGCUCAACUACAUUGAGCUCGUCAACGCGUUUGCAUUUGACCUGAAUGUGUUCGUCGUUCUCUUCAGCUGCAUUGGCAUGUUGUGCACAGCGAUCGCGAGUGUGUUUUGGUUGAUCACGCGGCUCACGACUCGAAUCCGUGACCCCCCCAAGCUGCGAUAUCUAUCGUACUUGGCACUCAUCGCGCCGCCUCCGACGAUCGGAAUCGUCCUGGCGUCCGUGCCAUGCUCCGUUGUCGUCGGAGCGUUCUACCUCCUCCUAAAUGGCGACGUGUUUGGCGAGUACAAGGCCAACAACUACCCGUGGUCGCCAUGGGGAGCAGACUUUUGGAUGAUUGACAAUCUCAAGCGCCACUACAUGGCGUCGCAAGUCGACCCGACCAUGGUCGAAACGAUCCGGCACGGACGCGUCGGGCUGUGUUUCUUCAUGAUGGGCAUCUUUUUACUCUGCGAAGGGAUCAUGAUCUUUAUUCCUCGGACAAUCUCGAUCUCGGAGCGGGCGGCCGAAGACAAGGACGACGACGACUCGCUGUGGAAACCGACGCCGUGGCGCCGUGCCAACGUGAUCUUGACCUGCGCCAUGGUGUCUGUCGUCAUGGUGCUUGUGAUUGAGUUUUCGUUCUGGUCCGAGUUUGGCGCCAAUAUUUUCUACACCCAAAUUUCGUUUGAAGUGAUUGUGCCGACGCUGGUCAUGGUGGUCGACGCGUGUGUGAGCGACGUCCUCCUGUACGCGCCGAUCGUGUGCAUCGUGAACGUUGUGUUUGCCACCGUUCUGAUUGCCGCGCCCGACUUUCUCGGGUUUGUCAUUGCGUCGUUCACCGCGUUUGGCCUCGUGCUCGUUCGCCGCGUGUACAAAAAGCCCACUUUCUUUGCCGUGGUGCACGCACUCAACGAGAUGGUGGCCGGGUCCAAGGCCAUGGGGAAACAAGCCGUCGCGGUCACGCGAUUCUACCUUGGACAAAAGCCCAAACAACCGCCGGUGGGUGGCGACGGGAAAAACCUUGGCAACGAGGAAUUGCUGCCGUCGGUCAAGCCGGACGACGAAGGCGCGACGGUGGAGCCGAUCAUCGAGUGUUGCAUGGAGUACACGAUGGCGACGCUGGCCGUGUUUUUCCAACCGAUCGUGAUUGCGCUGCUCAUGGUGUUUCGGGCCGAAACGGGGCUGUCGACCAACUGGAGCAUUCGGAACCAGGACAUGGAGUAUUACUUUUUCUACUUCACGCUCUUGAUUCCGUUCCAGCUGCUCGCGGACGUGUUCAUUUUGCACGUGAUCGAGCUCUUUCGUGGGUGGAAGUUGUACGACUACUUUGUCUACUGCCGGUAUCGGUUUAUCCAGCGCGAACACCGAUGGAAAGGGAUGGAGCACAACUUGGACGAGUGCAUCGAGCAGAGCGUGCGCCACCUCGACCAAAUGUGUUUUUCGUCGCAGUACUUUUUCAUGUGCGCCGUCCAAGUAUGGGGCAUGCUCAGCCUGAUCUUGGCCAUCGAGAUCAUGGUGCGAAACCAGUACAACAUGUUUGGCGACCCGGCUGCCAUCUACUUGAUCCCGUUCAUGUUGUCCGUGUGCGUCUUCACCCGCAACACGUGCAUGUACGUCGCGCGCAAGUUUGCCUUGUACAAGCUGCGCCACGAAAACACGGCGUGGCACAACGCUCCCGACGACGACGACAGCGGCGUUCCCGACUGGGAAGAGCUCGAGCGCAUCAAAGGCGCAUCGCACGAAGCGUUCUUGAUGAACCAGCGUCUCACGAGCGAAACAUUUCGGUUCAAAUUUCUCAACUACAACCGGCCAUGGAUCGUCGCGCAAUUGCCAAACAUCCUGACCCCGCGGACGCUGCGGCGCGCGCGGCCGUACCUCAUCACGCAGUUUUCCAAGAUCCUGAGCAGCUUGAACACAAACGUAUCUGACGAUGACGACGACGACGAUGGCAAGCCUCGAUUCGGCCCCGUGUCGCUGAAUGCGCCGUCGCGAGAUCUCAUUCGACUGUGGCUUGCCAAGGCUCGCCGUCGGCUCCGCUUGCGCUUGGCCGUCCAGCCCCUCAUCAACGCCGCGCGCAAAGUCGAGUGCGAGAGCUGCCUCAGUCGGCGACAACUGCAGGUCGAAAUGGUGAUUCCCAUCGAAGUCAUGGGCGACAAGUUUGAACGGUCCUACCCAAGCGACGAGUUUGACGUGGCCGAGUGGAAAAAGUACUUUGCCCAGCAUCAAAAGUUCAAGACGUUGUGUCUGAGUUGUCUCGCCAAGCAAAAGCUCGAGAUGCGCAUGCCUGCGCUCGGAGCGAACGCCGACAACGCUGACGACGACAUGGCAGCGGCGACACUCGGGUUUGGCCAAGUGCACUUGAACGCAGCGUCUCGCGCUCUCAUGCUCAAGUGGUAUCGGCUUGGCCAGGACCGCGUGUUUGGGAAAACCGGCAAGCGGCGCGCCGUAGCCAACGUCAGCGACGACGAAGACGACAUUGCAACUCGCGGGGCUGCGUGGGCGAAUCGCCCGGUGCGGCUCAAUGCUGCGUCGACGGCAAUUGCGUUGAAAUGGAUGGUCAGCGCUCGUUUGAAUCUCAAGGCCAAGGUGCAAGGGAAGAAAGUGACUCCCCUCGAAGCGUCUGUCAAACCGAAGCGCAAGAAGCCCCCGACCAAAGAAUCGAUGAAGGCGCAGCGCACCAAGCGCAAGUAGAAUCGGUCAACCCGUGUUGGUGGCAAAUAAAAUACAUGUUGCUUUAUG
This is a messenger RNA of Aphanomyces invadans, 22485 nucleotides long. RefSeq lists its product as hypothetical. NCBI's taxonomy places the organism in Eukaryota, Oomycota, Saprolegniomycetes, Saprolegniales, Verrucalvaceae. The coding region runs from base 1 to 22437 and encodes 7478 amino acids. The record is from RefSeq and is a predicted model, not a curated record. The transcript is spliced from 4 exons.